AUGCUAUCAGGACAACCGUGGAACGAAGAAACCGAAGUCAAGACUGGGUCGCCUCAGCAGAGUGACUCUCGAGUACAUUACGAGCGAUCUAUCUUAUUCGGCCUUCAUCUAUUUGUUGGCGGCACGGCAUUAUUGGAAAUCCACAACAUGCUCUUGGCUUAUCAUCCUUCGAAUGCAGAACAGGAUUCCGCUGCCUUCUGGCCUUGCCGCAAUAUGUGCGGUGUGCCCCUCAACUUAGACUCGGUUGAAUGUAUGUGUACGGCGUCCUCAAACUCAUAUCAGAAUUCACUAGGCGGGUUCGGUGCGGGCCUUCUAUGGGUCGAGCCCAGCUUCACAGCUUUGAGCUGCGGCCACGAAAACAGCUUUCAUUUCAAGACUCCACUAGUAUCUAUAUUCGUAGCAACUAAUAUUGCCGCGAUUCAACUCAACACAUCUUCCUACGCCGUACAUGGUGCGUUAUCAGGACACCACCUUCUAUUGCCAAACCUGGUAAUCUUGGAAGAUUGGAAGCCCUUGAGAGAGCUAGUUAACCUUGACAGCCGCGAGUUGCAUGAAGCAACCCUGUGUCGUCUCCCAUUCUCAAACUUAAAUUCAAUCGAAGUCUUAGUAUCCUUUAGCUAUCAUCCACAAAGCCAAAACGUCUUGCAUGAGCUGAGAAGGGGGCAUAUGGUAAGCGAACGGGACCCUGGUAGUAACCCCCACUAUCUGAACGAGCAAGCUUGGAAUCCCUUUAUGCUCAAAUGA
This is a messenger RNA of Lindgomyces ingoldianus, 744 nucleotides long. RefSeq lists its product as uncharacterized. The record is from RefSeq and is a predicted model, not a curated record. The transcript has 6 exons. Bases 1 to 744 code for a protein of 247 amino acids. Lineage: Eukaryota; Fungi; Ascomycota; Dothideomycetes; Pleosporales; Lindgomycetaceae.